This is a messenger RNA of Saccostrea cuccullata (small rock oyster), 5099 nucleotides long. RefSeq lists its product as uncharacterized. Gene Ontology annotation, biological process: DNA recombination; DNA integration. NCBI's taxonomy places the organism in Eukaryota, Metazoa, Mollusca, Bivalvia, Ostreida, Ostreidae. The record is from RefSeq and is a predicted model, not a curated record. Bases 406 to 1515 code for a protein of 369 amino acids. The transcript has 2 exons. Gene Ontology annotation, molecular function: DNA binding.
CAAGAGCUGUAUUUUGUGCAUUGAGAGAGUUAUCUCCCUGCGUAGUAUAAAAAGAAUAGAACAUCACCGCUAGGUGAAAUGCAUUUUUGGCAUGAGCUGUAUUUUGUGCAUUGAGAGAGUUAUCUCCCUGCGUAGUAUAAAAAGAAUAGAACAUCACCGCUAGGUGGCAGUGCAAUAGGUCACAAAGUUUGUAAACAGAAGCUGAAGUUCUACGGUAGUAGAAAAUUAGCGAUUUAAUGUUUUCAUCCACGUGAGUGGUUUAUCUAGUUUAUGUGCUGAUUCGUUAGAUGUACUGAGGGGUUUUAAUCCAUCGUUUGUGUCCAGCCAGGUCUAAAAAACGGAUAGCGUGGGUUGAGCUGUGAACGGUGGAGAUUGGCGCGGACUGGCCAUCAACAGACUUGCUCCAUGAACAGCAUUCUUGCUCCAAUGGAACCAGUAAAUAAUGCAUCUAUCAAGAUGCCGCAGCCAUCACGAAAGAGAAGGAGGCUAGACGAUACGACUAGACAGGAAGUUUCAGACCUGAUGUCACAAAUGCUUCAAACUAUGGUGCCGAACAUUGUCGAAAUGGUUACGCAGAAAUUAAAAGGAGAGAUGUCUCAACCACAAACAGAGCAAGGACCUACCAGCGUAAGCAGCGUUGAUGGACAUCAAACAAUAAAUGUGGAAGCAACAGUCCAUCAAGAGGAAUCUACUCAACAAAGUACUAGCACUGUAGAAGUCUUACCAAGUCAACCGUUGACUACCAGUGCACAAGGUAACACAUUAAACACAACUGGUCCUUUACAUUCAGGUCGUCCCUUGGGACAAAGUGUGGAUAAGAAAUUAAAGGCAAAAAUUUGGGCAGAAGAAUAUGUUCAACUUGGUGCGCUUUUGCUCAAAAACCCUUAUUCAAAAUUGGAGGCAGUACAAGGGGAAAAUAAUGAGAUAACCUUUCAACAUAAAGAACAAAAGUUUUACAUAAAAUCAAUUACGCAAUGGAUAAAUGCUUUUCACAUUUUUGUGUCUAUUUACUGUGAGAAAUUUCCUAAUCAGUCUUCAAACAUGAUGAAGUACAUGGCAAUCGUCCAGAAAUUGAAUGCAGAUGUUGGAGAAAAGGCUGCGUUGCAUUAUGACGAGCAAUUUCGGCUAUGGAGAGCUGAUAACCCAACCUUUAUGCCCUGGCAGCAGAUCAACCAGGAACUCCAUGCUGAGGCACUGCAACUUGGCCUAAAAACCAAAAUUCAGACUUUGGAGAAAUCAUCAAAAUCUAACAACUCCUAUUUUCAGCAGUCCGGAAACAAACAACAGCCCUUUCGUGCCAAAUCACUGGAGAAAGGCCCCUGUUUCAGCUUCAACAACAAUGCAGGGAAAUGUCUCAGACCAAACUGUGAGUUCCCCCAUGUAUGCCUUAGAUGCCAAGGACAACACCACAAAAGAAUAUGUACCUUCUCAAGUGAAAGCAAACCAAGCUCAGUUAAAUCCUUGCAAGCAAGCGGAAGCACGGUCAUCCAAGCAGCAACCAAGACUAAGAAAUAAGGAUCAAGAUGUAGUCACGCCAAUAAAAGUUGAAGUGUUGAAUUUAUGGCUAGAAGGUUAUGAAGAAAGCAAACUACAGUAUUUGGUUGAUGGGUUUACGUUUGGAUUUCGCAUUCCAUUUAAUGGCAAUAGAACCUUUCGUUAUAGUGAUAAUCUCAAGUCAGCUCGAGAAAACUUGGAAAUUUUGCAGGAAAAAAUUCAAAAAGAAAUUGACACAAAUAGGGUCGGAGGCCCUUUUCACAUUGAUAAUAUUCCAUUUGAAGCAUUACAAAUUUCUCCAUUGGGUCUAGUCCCUAAACAGAAACCUGGGGAGUAUAGGGUUAUUCAUCACCUCUCCUUUCCUGAAGGAUCAUCAAUUAAUGAUGGAAUUGAUAGAGAACAUUCAGCAGUAUCGUAUCAAACUAUUGAUGAUGCAGUUAAAUUGAUUAAACAAUUUGGAAAGGGAGCUUUAUUGUCUAAAACGGAUAUUGAACAUGGCUAUAAAAAUAUUCCUAUUCACCCAUCUGACCAUGAAUUAUUGGGGUUUGCCAUUGGGAAAGACAUAUAUUUUGAUAAAACACUUCCCAUGGGAUUAAGUUUUGCAUGCAAUCUUUUUGAAAAAUUUUCAACAGCUUUGCAUUGGAUCGUAACUAACAAAUUAAAGAUUUCUGGAUGUGUACACAUGUUGGAUGAUUUUUUAUUGGUAGGACCACCCUCCUAUCCUGUUUGUGAGAAACAAUUAUGCAUACUUCUUCAGACAUUUGAGCAUAUUGGUGUUCCAAUGAAACAAGAUAAAACAGUUUUUCCAACGACCAUUAUCACAUUUCUUGGAUUGGAAUUGGAUACAGUUAACAUGCUUAUACGUCUCCCAAAAGAAAAGCUUUCUAAGAUACGUCAGGAAAUUUCAAAAGCAAAGUGUCGAAAAAAGAUGACGUUACAGGAAAUUCAAUCAUUGAUUGGGUUAUUAAAUUUUGCCUGUGCAGUUGUUACACCAGGAAGAACAUUCCUCCGCCGGCUUAUUGAUUUGACCAAAGGAUUAAAGAAGCCACACCAUAGACGAAGAAUAACAAAAGAUGCAAGAGCAGAUUUAGAGGCAUGGUCAUUGUUUAUUGAACACUUUAAUGGUUCAUCAUUCUUUCUGGAGGAUAAACUUCAAACAUCAGAAACACUGCAAUUGUAUACUGAUGCUAGUGGCUUAGGACAUGGAGGGGUGUUUGGAAAACAAUGGUUUUAUGGAGAGUGGACGACUGAAUGGACUGAUCAUCAUAUAUCUGUAAAAGAACUUUUUCCAAUUGUUGUGUCUGUUCAUUUAUGGGGAAAUCAAAUGGCAAAUAAGAGAAUCUGUUUCUUUUCAGAUAAUAUGGCAGUGGUGCACGUUAUAAAUAAACAAAGUGCUAAGGACCAGUUUAUUAUGAAAUUAUUGCGUCGUCUUAUUGUUCAGUGUUUACAAUUCAAUAUUCUAUUUUAUGCUAAACAUGUGCCAGGAGUCAAAAACAUUUUAAGUGACAAGUUAUCUCGAUUGCAGAUUCAACAGUUCCAAGAACUAGCCCCACACAUGGACAAGUCACCGUGGAAAGUCCCUGCAGAAAUCUACAAAAUCUAAAAGAGGUGUCACAGUUCUUGAUGGACAAUGCUCUUACAAAUGGGACACGUAAUUCAUACCAAAGAGCAAAGCUGGCAUAUGAGGAAUUCUUGGAAGUCCAUUUUCCUGGAACAGUAACAUUUCCUAUUCAUGUAGAGCAUUUAGUGUUGUUUAUAUCAAAUUGUUAUCAAAAAGGUCUCGCACCUCAAACUGUUUGUACAUAUUUGUCUGCAUUAGCACAUUUUAGUAAAAUGAAAGGUCAUGUUGACCCUACGCAAAAUUUUGUGAUAAAACGAACAAUUCAGGGUUUUCAAAAAUUGAAAUCCAGGGCAGAUGUCAGAAUGCCUAUCACCCCGUCUAUCUUACAAAAGUUAGUAAAUUCUCUGUAUUUAUGUACAUCUUCAUUUUAUGAGAAAUGUUUGUUUAAAGCAAUGUUUUUACUAGCGUUUCAUGCAUUCUUGCGCAUUGGCGAAAUCACGAGCACAACCAAGUCUUCUACCGUCCUACCAUUAGCAGCUAUACAAUUGGAAAAAUAUCCAAAUGCCAAACCAAAAGAAAUGACAUUAACAUUAACAAACUUCAAGCAUCAUCAAGGCAAGCCCCCUGUGACAUUUCAAAUUGCCGCAGACACUGAAAAACCAGAAACUUGUGCAGUGCUAGCAAUGUUUGAUUAUUUGCAUGUGAGAGGUGAGGAGGAUGGGCCUCUUUUCAUGCUUAGGGAUCAUUCGCCUAUUACACGCCAUAUGUUCAAUGAACAGUUGAAAAUUUCUCUUACAUUUUUGGGUUAUGAUACGAAAAUUUAUAAAGGUCAUUCUUUUAGAAUUGGUGCUGCAUCAUGGGCUAAAUCAAAAGGAGUUUCUGAUGACCAGAUUCAGCUACUAGGAAGAUGGAAAUCAGAAGCGUUCAGAAGAUAUAUUCGAAUUCCUUUAUUAAAGCUAUAACAAUAAGCUUUAUUAUGGUAAACAAUGCAGAGUAAAUACGAGUUAGUAAAUGAUUACAUUGUUUCUUCUGUACCAAUUCUUAGAUUAAUGAAAAACUAGGCAAGAAUGUAAAUAACUUUUUCGUAAAGAUUGAUGACUUUUACAUUAAGAAAACUGGUAAUUUAUACUGAAUUUGUAAAUUUAUUUAGUGUACAUGAACUUAUGUACAAAUGUUGUUUCUGAAUAUGUACAAGUUGGAUAUGAGGACAGGGGCCUUUAUCCAAAGUUUCACAUUGAGUUAUUGAAUAGAAAUAUUGCUAAAUUGCAUAUGUUGGCAAACCCUUUUUAAAAUGUCUGGUUGAAUAUAAGAACAAAAUUUUAGCUUAUAUAUAUAUUGGUACAUUGUAUAAUGUUUCGAAGUUAAAAGGCAAAAAACAAAAGUGUUGUUACACACAUGAUGUUUGUAGAAGAAUGGUUCAACAUGGUAUGAAGAUAGGAGCCAAGUUUCACUGUACAUGUUUGACUAAUUAUGAUGUUGGAUAUGAGGUCAGGGGCCUUUAUCCAAAGUAAAAUUUUUUAAUAAUUACAAGGUUGGAUUGAAGACAGGGGCUUCAUCCAAUGCACUUGUAAUUUCAGAUGGGUUAAUAAGAAUAAUAAACAGUAUGAAGACAAUGACAGUAAUAUUAAGUUACAUGUAUAUAAAUCAUUAAGUUUAGUUUUUGAUUGUUGAUUGUCGAAUUUCUUAUUUUUGAAAAGAGCAUGUUUUAUAUUGUGUCAUUUGGUAUCUUGUGCGUGUUCUAGUCAAAUUUUUCUUAUUUUGCUAAUCUCGCCCUGUUGCCCACAAAACUAUUGGGUGGGGGGUAUUACUAAUCAGUCAUACUUAUUAGUAAUACUUUGGCUGUUUUAUUGGUCCCCACCUUUGAUUUUGCAAUAAUCAUUGAACUAGUCAGAUGUUCCUCAGAGUGUAUAUAUUGUAAAGUUUUACAAAGUACAUUAAGUUGAUUUUGCUUAUGGAGUGUUAUUAACUUUUCUUACAAUUAGUAUUAUACUGCAUUAGUAGUUUCGUCAUUAUGUUAAUAAAUGACCUUUUUCAAUUCAAAUUG